This is a messenger RNA of Drosophila pseudoobscura, 270 nucleotides long. RefSeq lists its product as uncharacterized. The coding region runs from base 16 to 222 and encodes 68 amino acids. Lineage: Eukaryota; Metazoa; Arthropoda; Insecta; Diptera; Drosophilidae. The record is from RefSeq and is a predicted model, not a curated record. The transcript has a single exon.
CCGAAAGAGAAAAAGAUGAAGUUCUUUACAGUCCUUUUGCUUCUGUGUGCCAUGGCUGGAUACUCCUUUGCUACGGGAACAGCUUCAACAACUACAGAACAGGCCUAUACAACCGCUGCAGCGCCAGCCGCUGUCACCCCAGGACCAUGCGGAGGAAAUCAAAUUGGAGGACCUAGUGGCAAGAUUGUACGCAAUGCCAAAAAACUAUACUUCUUUUAUUAAUAAAUAUUAAGCAGGAAGUGUAAAAAGUUUCUGUUUCUCUGACUAAAA